Messenger RNA from Trifolium pratense (red clover), 2007 nucleotides. RefSeq names its product protein FAR1-RELATED SEQUENCE 5-like. Lineage: Eukaryota; Viridiplantae; Streptophyta; Magnoliopsida; Fabales; Fabaceae. The transcript is spliced from 3 exons. Bases 1 to 2007 code for a protein of 668 amino acids. The record is from RefSeq and is a predicted model, not a curated record. Gene Ontology annotation, biological process: regulation of DNA-templated transcription.
AUGGAAACCUAUGAUGAGUCUGUUGAUGCUGAUUCCAUUCAUUCAUCUGAACGUGAUUCAUGGGACGAUGAGUUGGACGAUGAUGGGAGUUAUUCGGUAUCUAGUGCGGAUAAAAGUUCAACGGAUGGCAACAAUGAUGUAGAUGAAGUUGGAGGUGAUAUUAAGGUAAGGUUUGAUACCAUAACUGCUGAAGAAAUUCGUUGUAUGGAAUUUGCUACUGUGAGUGAAGCUUAUGACUUUUAUUACCGUUAUGGUAAAUAUAAUGGUUUUGCUGUUAGGAAAAGUGAUAGUAGGGUAACAGGGAGUGGAGAUAAUAAAGUAAUAAAAAUGAAGCAGUUUGUAUGCAACAAACACGGUGUAAGAGAGAAGAGACACUUAGUUAGGACAGAUAGGAAAUUAGAACAUAGACGUUUGACUCGUACUCAGUGUGGAGCUAGGCUUCGUGUGAAUUACAAAGCUGAAAAGGAUAGAUAUGUUGUUACAGCUUUUGAAGAGACUCAUAACCAUGAAUUAACCCCAGCUAGGUUUGUGCACUUACACCCCGUAUAUCGUAAAAUUUUUGAGACAGAUAAGGCUCAGGUGGAUGGUCUUCAGAAACGUGGUAUUAGAACAUGCCAUAUAAUGGGGUACAUGGUUGCACAAAAAGGUGGAUAUGCAGAUGGUGAUGUUGCCGCAUCUUUAAACUAUCUAAAUAUGAAGUCGUCUACUGAUCCCAUGCUUUAUGCUGAGUAUGCAGUAGACAAUAUUAAUGGAAGAAUGAAUACUCUUUUUUGGGCUGAUGGGAUUAGUAGGACCGACUAUUUUUGUUUUGGUGAUGUGCUUGCAUUUGACACGACUUACAGCAAGAACAAAUACAACUAUCCGUUGGUUAUAUUUUCAGGGUGUAACCAUCACUCUCAAACAGUAAUUUUUGGUGCUGCAUUGGUGUCAAAUGAAACGACAGAGACAUAUAAGUGGGUGUUGAGGUGUUUCCUAGAAUGCAUGGAAGGUAAACAACCAAAAGCGGUGGUAACAGAUGGAGAUGGGGCAAUGAGGGAGGCCAUAAAACAGAUAUUUCCCGAUGCUAACCAUAGGUUAUGCGCUUGGCAUUUGAAUAAGAAUGCAGGUGAGAAUGUGAAGAACGGGAAUAAUUUUUUGGACGGUUUUUCAAAGGCCAUGUACUCAAAUUUUACUAUAGAUGAAUUUGAAGAGUAUUGGUCACAUAUGAUUAAAGAAAAUGGAGUGCAAGGACAUCCAUGGGUAGUCAAAACGUACGAGAAUAGGUCAUUGUGGGCAACUGCAUAUCUACGUGAUAACUUUUUCGGAUGGAUAAGAACUACGUCGCAAUGUGAAGCUGUUAAUGCAAUUAUUAAGAGUUAUGUAAGGAAGAAAGGAUGCAUUUUUGAAUUUAUGAACAACUUUGAUCAGGCUCUGAGAGAUUACAGAAAUAACGAAUUGGUUGCUGAUUUUAAAUCAUCGUCUACAGAUCCUGUAUUGUCGACGCAGCUGCCUGUGAUUGAGAGUCAUGCCUGUAAAAUAUAUACAGCGGCGGUUUUCAAAGAAGUUAGACAUGAAAUUUUGAAGGCCGGUGAAUUGAUAGUUAGGGAUAAAAGUGAAGUGGGGGGGGAAGAACACGUUGAUCGUAUUCCAGACAAUUUGGUUUUGUCGCGAUGGACCAAGGAUGCAAAAAUUCAGUAUUUGAACAUCAGCAAUUGUAAUGAUAAUGUUGAUUCGAAUACGAUUGCGGAAGCUCGUUUUGGUUCAUAUUGUACGGUUUUAACAGAUUUUUGCAGAGAAGCUUCAAAAAAGGAUGGUGUUUACGCGCAAAUAAUGGAAGACCUUAUGCAGCUGAAAAUAAAGUACUGCAGUAAUGAUGAUGCAGCAGUUGGUACACAAAAGUCAGCAGUAGGUGAUCCAGUUAUGGUUAAGAGUAAAGGUGCGCCGAAGAAAAAAAAAAUGACACAAAAGCUGUCAGGCGCCGUUCAAAAUGCAAAAAUACAACUCCUAAUGCUAGGAGAUAUUCGGUAA